This is a messenger RNA of Moneuplotes crassus, 1790 nucleotides long. Lineage: Eukaryota; Ciliophora; Spirotrichea; Euplotida; Euplotidae. The record is from the annotation of a GenBank genome assembly.
AUAAUGGAAGAAAUAGACACAGCAGACCCAAAACUCCUUGAUGAGGAUGAUGACUUCUAUCAAAUUGAUUUCGAUAUGACACCGAAAGAAUCAGAUGAGGGUGGCAAGAACAGGCCAAUGGUUCAAAGCAAGCUUUCUAAGGUCAUCGAGGAGGAUGAAAGUCCAUAUACUAACAAAUUCACUCCAAUGGAAGUUAAAGAGAAAGAUGAUUCUUUCUUUGAUAAAAAUCAAAAUAUUGCUUUAUUGAGACAGCAAAUUCAAGAAAAUAUACCUCCAGAAACUGAAGAGAGGCCGAAAUCAUCUCGAAGCAUUGGAAUCGGAGAUGGAAACGUCUUUGAAGAAUCGAAUGAGUCUGAGGAAGACUCUGAAGAAGAGAAAGAUGAAGUCCAUGAACUGAAUUCCCUUCCUCAAGAGGAUCCAGUAAAAUUUAUAGAAGAAACCCCCCUAGUACCUCCAAAACUCAGCCAAAAACAAAGUAACCAGCUACUCGAAGUUGAGAUCAAUGCUAGUCUCAUGACUCUCUUUGAUGUAAUCGGCACAAAACUAAAAGCUGCUGAAGAAAUCAGACUUGAUAAAGAAAGAGUCAAACAACAUAACCAAGAGGUAAUGCCUGAGCUUCAAAGAAAGAACACUGAACUUAAAGAUGUUGGGAAAUAAUGCCAACAAACUUAGGAAAGAAAUAGCACGACUAAAGCGUAGCUUACAGAAUGCUUAUGACGAGGAAGAGAUGAAAGCAAUGGAAAAUGCCCUUAAAGAUAAACAGUUAGUUAUUAAUCAACUUGAAAAUGAUGUAUCUGCUAACAAGAAUGUUGACAAGAACCAGAAAAAGGCAAUGAACAAUCUAUAUUCAGACGAUGCUGAAGCAAAAUAUCUCGAUAAGGCUAAAGCAAUGAUAUUUGAGCAGAAAAACAACCUCAAAAAACUUAAUGAGGAAUACAAAUCAGAAGAGACUUCUUUAGUCCUUCAGAGACAAAAGAUCUUUAAGCUACAAGAGAAAUGCAAGAAUUACGAUAAGCUCUUAAAGCUCUCCAAAAAGAAAUCCCUCACUGACCAAGAAGCCAACUCUAAGUUUGAGGAGAAAAUAGAAGAACUAGAGCUCGAGCUAAGACAAAUAGAAGUAACUCAGCUUGAACAACUAGAACUUAAAAAGGAACUGCUCAGCACAGUUAAGGACAAAAAGGAGAAAGUUCAGCAUGAUGUAAACCUUCUUGAAUUGAAAAUUAGAGAGAAACUUCAGGAAGAGAAAUUGUCUGAAUUGAAAGCUAAAGAGUUAAAACGAGCAGUCCCUCAUAAAAAGUUAAAGCCAUUGACAAGGAAUGAUUCUCAGAGUCAUAGAAGCGCAAAAAGAAGUCAGGCAAAGAUGAACACCUCAGUUGAUGCAGUCUCUCGUUCAAUAAUGGGCAAGAGAAGAGGUAGUCUAACCAGAAUACCUCAGUUAAGAACCCACAAGAAAAAGAUAAAUAGUAGACUUAGAAUGAAUAUCAGCAUGGAUCAUCCAACUGGGUCAACUAGAAAAUAAUUCAAAACUUGCUAACUCAUCUGAAGAAUACUCUGACAGUGGAGUGCAAGCAUAUGGAACCCAAGAAUUUGUCAAAAAGGAAAUUCUGAAAGAGCUACCCAAAUUUAGUAGUAUAGGAUACAAGGGAUAUACUCCAACAGGCGUUGUGCCAGGGACGCUUAAAAUUCCAGGACUUCCUCCUCGUCCGUCCCACAACAUUUCACUAGACGACCCCCCACAGUCUAAUUUGAAUGUCUAUUUUAGAAUAAUUCAAUUUGAAUGUCUAUUUUAG